Molecule: messenger RNA, 3891 nt
Organism: Chionomys nivalis (European snow vole)
Lineage: Eukaryota; Metazoa; Chordata; Mammalia; Rodentia; Cricetidae
Gene: Ocln
Product: occludin
Exons: 9
Coding region: 210-1781 (523 amino acids)
Biological process (GO): bicellular tight junction assembly
Cellular component (GO): bicellular tight junction; apical plasma membrane; cytoplasmic vesicle
Source: RefSeq, a predicted model, not a curated record
CACAGAGGGCGGAGGCCGGCCACGCCACACCUUGUCGCUCGUGCCCACCUCCCGCACCCUCCUUCCUCAGGCGACCGAGGGGCGGUGGAGUUCAAGGAGAUCUGGCCAGCACACGGCCGAGCAGUCGGCCCGGGGCGCAGCAGGUUUGCUUAUCUUGGGAGCCUGAAGUCUUGCUCAUCAUAAAGAUCAGGUGACCAGUGAGAUCAGCCAUGUCUGUGAGGCCUCUUGAAAGUCCUCCGCCUUACCGACCUGAUGAGUUCAAACCCAAUCAUUAUGCGCCAAGCAAUGAUGUCUAUGGCGGAGAAAUGCACGUUCGACCAAUGCUCUCUCAGCCGGCAUACUCCUUUUACCCAGAAGAUGAAAUUCUUCACUUUUACAAAUGGACGUCGCCCCCAGGAGUGAUCCGGAUCCUGUCCAUGCUCAUCAUUGUCAUGUGCAUCGCCAUAUUUGCCUGUGUGGCUUCCACGCUCGCUUGGGACAGAGGCUAUGGAAAUGGCAUCUUUGGCGGUAGCGUAAGCUACCCUUAUGGAGGAAUUGGUGGCUUCGGUGGUUAUGGAACUGGCUAUGGCUAUGGUUAUGGCUAUGGUUAUGGCUAUGGAGGGUAUACAGAUCCAAGAGCAGCCAAAGGUUUCCUGUUGGCCAUGGCAGCCUUUUGCUUCAUUGCCUCCUUGGUAAUAUUUGUUACCAGUGUUGUAAGAUCUGGAAUGUCCAGAACAAGAAGAUUUUACUUGAUUGUGAUCAUAGUCAGCGUUAUCCUGGGCAUCCUGGUAUUUAUCGCGACAAUCGUGUAUAUAAUGGGAGUCAACCCAACCGCUCAGACCUCUGGAUCUAUAUACGGUUCACAGAUCUACGCCCUCUGCAGUCAGUUCUAUACUGGAGCUACUGGACUCUACGUGGAUCAGUAUCUCUACCACUACUGUGUGGUGGAUCCUCAAGAGGCUAUAGCCAUUGUCCUGGGCUUCAUGAUACUCGUGGCUUUUGCUUUAAUCAUUUUCUUUGCUGUGAAAACCCGAAGAAAGAUGGACCAGUAUGACAAGUCCAAUAUUUUGUGGGAUAAGGAACAUAUUUAUGAUGAACAGCCCCCCAAUGUUGAAGAGUGGGUUAAAAAUGUGUCUGCAGGCACACAAGACAUGCCUCCACCGCCAUCUGACUAUGCAGAGAGAGUUGACAGUCCGAUGGCAUACUCCUCCAAUGGCAAAGUAGAUGGCAGGCGGUCCUACCCAGAGUCUUUCUAUAAGUCAACACCAAUGGUGCCUGAAGUGGCUCAGGAGCUUCCUCUGACCUCACCUGUGGAUGACUUCAGGCAGCCUCGGUACAGCAAUAGUGGGAACCUAGAGACACCUUCAAAAAGGGCUCCCACAAAGGGACGAGCAGGAAAACCGAAGAGAACGGAUCCAGAGCACUAUGAGACGGACUACACGACAGGCGGCGAGUCCUGUGACGAGCUGGAGGAGGACUGGGUCAGGGAAUAUCCACCCAUCACUUCAGAUCAACAAAGACAGCUCUACAAGAGAGACUUUGACUCAGGGCUCCAGGAGUACAAGAGUCUACAAGCUGAGCUCGAUGAGGUCAACAAGGAGCUCUCUCGUCUGGACAGAGAGCUGGAUGACUACAGAGAAGAAAGCGAGGAGUACAUGGCUGCCGCUGAUGAAUAUAACAGACUAAAGGAAGUUAAAGUAUCUGCAGAUUUUAAAAGUAAGAGGAAUUACUGCAAGCAGCUGAAGAGCAAAUUAUCGCACAUCAAGAGGAUGGUUGGGGAGUAUGAUAGACGGAAAACUUAGGCAAGUGCCUGCUGCUGGGGAGAUGUGGCGCAUCUGUCCGCCUGAUGGCUCUGCAGUUCUCUUCGGAGGCAAAGUGACUUUGGACUCUAAUCUGGGAAGUUAAAACUUCGUGAUCAUUACCAAGUUUCUGUAGCGUUAAUACCAUCAGUUUCAUAUCGUCAGUAUUGAAACAUUUUAUAAAUGGCUUUUGAUAAUCCACUGGGCCGAACACUCCAAUUAGGAAUUUCACACUUUACACAUUGAUUCUUGUAUUAAGAAUGAAAUAUUGUUCAAGGGUGUAAAUUCAAAGACAGGUGCUGGUGUGGACUGUGUUGUGAACUUUCACACACCAGACAAUGAUGUCUUAAUACCCAAGUGUGUUCCUCCAGGUGGAGGCCAUCUCCUUAAUCAUCUCAGCAGCCCUUCAGGUGGCUUAUUUAUAAUCACUUUUCAGGUGAGGAAGUUGGGUCCCUGCCGUGAUGUCUCCACAGCGAGACUGCUUGCUUCCCAGAGGCGGUGUUGGCUAAGUCUGUUUUAUGACUCACAGCAUUUCCCCGCCUUUUGUAAUUCCCUACUGUGUACAGUACAUCCUGUCGGCCACCUUCCCUACUGGUGUUUUUCUUGUAUUGACUUUAACAUAAAUGAUUACACAUUAUUUCGCCUUCACAUUUUUCCUGAUUUCUAAGAUCAUGUAACAUUAACAAAUGUGUGAAAUUUAAAAAUUGUAAAUAUAUUAUUUACUUUUGAAAGAUCAUUUUAAACCCAGGGUUAGAGUUUUGUGUAUUUUUAAAAUACUCUUUAUACUUGAUAGUUUACAUGUUUUUUUUUUUGUUUUUGUUUUUGUAACCCACUAGAUCUUUUCACUGUAUCAGAGUAUCCAAUUACAUUUACAAUUAUGGCUUGAAUUGUAUUUCACAGGAGCGUUCAAGUUUUGUACAUAUUUUGUAAGGUAUUAAAGCCUGGUGUUCUGUAAUGUGCUUGUUUGAUAUCAUUCGUGCUGUGGUGGUCAGCUGUGCAGAACUAGACUCAGGAGUUUCAGUUGUGUGAGCUGUCUUGGGUUCUGUGCCAGCUAGUGAUUCCUAGUCCUUGGGCAGUGAAAAACACAAAUCUGUCUGGAUAUGGAAUAAUGUUCAUACAACAGCAGUGUCUGAAAAUUCAUGAUGUUCUUUAAAAAUUAAGGUUCUUGUUAGUAGCAUAAAAUCAGUUGAUAAUACUGCAUACACCAAAUAGUUUGUGUACAUCGAACUCAGUUUGGUUUAUUUUUUAUUUUGUUUUUUUUGAGAGAGGGUUUCCCUAUAUAACUUUGGCUGUUCUGGAGCUCACUCUGUAGACCAGGCUGGCCUCAAACUCGCAGAGAUCCACCUGCUUCUGCCUCCCGAGUGCUGGGAUUACAGGUGUGCACCACAACUGCCAGGCAUUUGGUCUAUUUUUUCCGAAAAUAUUUUACAUAUCUUCUAGAUAUUGAAGUACAUGUUUUUGUGAAUACAAUUUUGAAUUAUUUUUUCCAGGAUAACCUUUUAAAUAAUGUUUUUGUACAACCUUGGUUCAUUUUUUUAAAAAUUGAAGAAAAAUUUUACUUUCUAUAUGCUAAGCAUAAUGCAAAAAGCAUUUUCAUAGCUUUGGGGUUGACAGCGAGUUGACACCGUCCCUGGCUUUAUGGUAACUAGCCCUUUGUUCUUGGAAAUCAGUACUUUUGUGUUGUUUUGUUCUGGACAGGAUUUCAUAAGGUAGCUCAAGCUGGCCCUGAACUAAUGAUUAGUUCAAGUUGGCUCAAAUUUUCAAUCCUCCUGUUCCCACCUUCCUAGCGGUGGGAUUACAGGUUCUACUCCAUGCCUGGCUCAUUUAGUUUAUGAAGCCAACUUUCUGGUGUCCUCACAAUGUUGCACGAAUUCUAAUUGGCCUUAAUAAUAGAAACCCAGAGCCAGAUAUCGGGGUAAAUACUGAAAGAUCAGAGAGACAAAGGAGCAAGCCACAGCCAGCUCUUACCUUCUAACUCUUUAGUCAAGCAGAGGGUUGAGCUCCCAUCUCCUCCUGACUUAUAGUUCUCUCUCCGCCCAGCCAUAUCACUUCCUCCAGACCUCUGUGGUUAACUAGUGGCUAGCUCUGCCCUCUGAUCUUCAGACAAGCUUUA